Sphaeroforma arctica JP610 is the source of this 443-nucleotide messenger RNA. RefSeq lists its product as hypothetical. Gene Ontology annotation, biological process: regulation of actin filament polymerization. The record is from RefSeq and is a predicted model, not a curated record. The annotation marks the transcript as partial. Gene Ontology annotation, cellular component: cortical actin cytoskeleton; actin filament; plasma membrane. The transcript is spliced from 2 exons. Gene Ontology annotation, molecular function: actin filament binding. Lineage: Eukaryota; Ichthyosporea; Ichthyophonida.
GGAUGCUUAUGGGAUACCAAGGCAAAACAAGUACCUUAAAAGUCCUAGAAACAGGGGAUGAUGGUCUGGAUGGGUUGAACUACUCCUUUAGCGAUGGAGCGGUACAGUAUGCCUUCGCCAAGGUUACGGACACCAAGACAAACCUGCCGAAGUUCGUGUUCAUCUCAUACGCCGGCGAGGGCGCUCAGCAACACCGCAAGGGUGCCAUGCACACGCACAUGGACGACAUCACCAAAGUCCUUCACGGCGCACACGUACAAGUACACGCACGCACAGAGGAUGACAUAGAACCCGCCAGCAUCAUGGAGAAAGUGUCCAAGGCAUCGGGGUCGUACUACACGGCUCAAACGAGUGGGGUGAAUCAGGCCUUUAGUGAGGUGAAGAAACCGAGUGCCGCUUCAAAGGCGUCCGCAAGGCCCACCCCACAGCCGAAGCCUGUGCCG